AUGGUGCACGCCCGAGACGGGCGUGUACUCCUGGUGGUUGGAGGAGGAGCCGCGGCGGUUUCCACCUUCGAAUCGGAGACAUGGUUUGAGGGAUUGGUUUCCGGCGGCAAGGACCGUUCGCCAGUCACCGGAGGAGGGGAUCCGUUGGACAUGACAAGGGAUAUUAAAUUAGGGUUUAGGGGAAGUCAGUGUGAGUUUACACUUGGAGAAUCAUGA
Messenger RNA from Sphenostylis stenocarpa, 216 nucleotides. The record is from the annotation of a GenBank genome assembly. Lineage: Eukaryota; Viridiplantae; Streptophyta; Magnoliopsida; Fabales; Fabaceae.